Molecule: messenger RNA, 1305 nt
Organism: Prunus armeniaca (apricot)
Lineage: Eukaryota; Viridiplantae; Streptophyta; Magnoliopsida; Rosales; Rosaceae
Source: the annotation of a GenBank genome assembly
AUGGGUGAUAACAACAAUUCUCCACCUGGGUCUCCUAAGGAGGCAGAUCAUGAUUCUGAUGCAAACCAACUUGUUAAGGAUGAUAGCUCACUGGAAACCAUAGUCCGAAAGUUCCAAGAUUCAAUGUCAAUUGGAAAAAGGCACGCAUUUUGGGAAACUCAACCUGUUGGGCAAUUUAAGGAUCUUGGGGAUGUCAGCUUGGCCGAGGGCCCGAUUGAGCCCCCCACACCGUUGUCUGAGGUCAAACAAGAGCCUUACAAUCUUCCGACUCAAUAUGAAUGGACCACAUGUGACCUGGACUCUGAAGGUACCUGCACUGAGGUCUACAAUCUGUUGAAGAAUAAUUAUGUUGAGGAUGAUGAGAACAUGUUUCGAUUCAAUUACUCGAAGGAGUUUCUCAGGUGGGCUCUGCACCCUCCUGGUUAUUUUAGGAGCUGGCAUAUUGGUGUUCGUGCAAAGACUAACAAAAAGCUGGUUGCUUUCAUUACUGGUGUUCCUGCUAGAAUCCGGGCCCGUAAUGAGAUAGUGAAAAUGGCUGAGAUUAAUUUCUUAUGUGUGCAUAAGAAGCUUAGGUCGAAGAGACUUGCACCUGUUAUGAUCAAGGAGGUCACAAGGAGGGUUCAUUUGGAGAAUAUAUGGCAAGCAGCAUACACAGCUGGAGUAGUUCUUCCAACUCCAAUCACAACUUGCCAGUACUGGCAUAGGUCUUUGAACCCAAAGAAGCUUAUUGAUGUUGGGUUUUCAAGGCUUGGUGCUAGGAUGACUAUGAGCCGAACAAUAAAACUGUACAAGUUACCAGAUUCACCAGCUACUCCUGGAUUCAGGAAAAUGGAACUUCGAGAUGUCCCUGCUGUAACUCGGUUGCUUAGAAACUACUUGAGCCAGUUUGUGGUUGCACCAGAUUUUGAUGAAAAUGAUGUGGAGCAUUGGCUUCUUCCUGAGGAGAACGUGGUGGACAGUUACUUGGUCGAGAGCCCAGAGACUCAUGAGGUGACCGACUUCUGCAGCUUCUACACUCUUCCUUCGUCUAUCCUCGGCAAUCAGACCUACUCAAUCUUGAAGGCUGCAUACUCGUAUUAUAAUGUAUCCACAAAGACUCCACUGCUUCAGUUGAUGAAUGAUGCUCUUAUCGUAGCAAAACAGAAGGAUUUUGACGUCUUCAAUGCACUGGAUGUCAUGCAGAAUGAGUCAUUCUUGAAAGAGCUCAAGUUUGGACCUGGUGAUGGGCAACUUCACUACUACCUCUAUAAUUAUCGGAUGAGGAAUGCAUUGAAACCCUCAGAGCUUGGGCUUGUACUGUUAUAG